GUUGCUCAUCAUCAGGAUUAGAAGCAUAAGACGUUUGUGGCUUGUAUCCAAACUUCCAAAGUCUAACUUUCUAAAGCACACUUCGCGAUGUAUAUCAAAGAUACUCUUAUCAGGCAAUUGCUCGUGUGUGCGUUCCUAUCGGCAUGCAACUUUUCGAGCGCUCAAGGGUCUGAGGAUGGCCUCGAGGAUACUGAUAUUAUGGAUGCAAGCAUGAGCAUGGUUAGCGACCUUCCAUCUGAAGAUAUCUCUGAGAUGCCGCUAGCAGGUGGGAUUAAUUUGGAGCCCACAGAGCUCUCAUCGGAUUUAGAUCAACUAGUUCAGGACGUAGUGGGAGACACUGCUGAAGUCUUCGUAGUAAAUACUAAUUCAACUGAAAACAUUGUAGUUAUCUUGCCCCCUCAAGAAGCUGACUAUACCACAUGUGUGGAUGCGUAUGCGGUCAACAAUGGAUGGAGAAACUUCUGUCCCUGUGGUUUUCAUCCCAUCAGGAGUGCGCGCAAAAUCCCCUGUGGCAGAGACCGUGCAGUAGACUGUUUACCAGAGGAAUGCUGUGUAGAAACAAGUACUCGGACGUGUGCGGAAUGGUUCGACAACUUGGGCAGUUGCGGAGACGGCGAGCCAGAAAAAAACUUGCUUUCAAUCACCGUUGAGACCAAUUGUUUUGUUGAUCACUUGGCAUGUUGUGUGGCACGCGAGGAAUUCGAAAUGCCUUCCGACACGGAUAAGGUUACACCUGUUUCAAAUGCUCCGGUUGUUGAGACAUUUGUUUUCGUAACAUCGACUGCCGUUGCUACAGCUACAAAAACGGUCGCCACGGCCACCGAAACUGAAACAGAAACGGAAAUCAGUAAAGUGCUGAAGAUUGAAACGGAGAGCGUGGUAGAGACAGAAACGCGUACAGAGGGGUUGGUCACUGAAACGGAAACCAAGACCAAGACUGUGGUGACUGAGACCACCAGUGUGGUAGAAACGGAAACUCAAACUCAAGUCGAAACAGAAACUAAAUUGCAUAGUAUAAUAACCGAGACCGCUACUGAGACUGUGACAGAGAUGCUAUCGGAUUUGGCAGACGAGAGUGGGACAGAUGAUGUGAGCAUGGCAGAGAUAAGCAAUUGAUUGGCUUUUACGUUGUGAACACUUGAGAUUCAGAGCACAUUGCAACAGCACGUGAGCACUACAUAGCACUGUAUUUAGGUAAUCUGUCCAUGGAAACCCGACCGAUUCCACGCAGGAGUAUCGUUCUAUGCAGAAAACUGUAAAACGAACAAGCCUUGUUUUAUGCUCACUUCAACCGAAGUUGACCUAACUAGUAGAUUGCAGCAGAUGAGCUUGAACAUAUAAGCUUAUUGUGUUGUGUGCCAGUCUAAGGAUUUGCAGUGGUCACGUAUGUAUCAUCGAAUCAAGUCGACAAACCAAAAGGCUGUGGCCAUCUCGGCCGAGGUAUUAUAUAACUCGAUGCAAGCUGGAAAACCAGUGUCUAGCAGCUUGCGCAGACCUGCGUCUGGCUGCUCUUAUCCUAUUUUGACUGGAAGGAAUCGAGUAUACUACAAUACUAAAAGUUUCAAUACGCACUGUUUUCUAUAGACAAGUAGCUGGAUCUGGCAUGUAGUCAGGUACGUGGCAGACAUGGCAAUUGGUUAGAAACUUUAAAACACGUCCACCACUCCAGUCCAUCUGGUUUAGCAGUGACAUUAAGUUUUAGACCUCAAGUGUAUCAAUUCAUUUGCGAGGCCGUAUUAAUAAAAUAUAUCGGAGCAGACGAAGGAAUCCAACCCGAGGCCAAAUUUGGCAUCACUGUGCUCGUGUGCUGCAUUUGGUGGAUUGGUUUGGAACGGCCAUAUAACCACGCAGCAUCUGUGACAUCGAAGAUCUGAAUACCCCUCGACAGGCAUACCUGGACCACACCCUUAUAAUCUAUCUAUGCAGUGACCCUUAUAAAUUAUAUAUGCAGUGACGUUUCAUUCGGCGCCAACAUAAACCUGAUACCAUUGCUGCCAGAACAAACUCGAUUGUUUGGGUUAUGCUCAGUAGUACUCACAUUCCACCUUCAGUUACGCAUGAAGCUAUAUAUGCGCAUGCAACAUAUUACGCAAAUCGUACUCUUAAAAAGGCUGGCUGUGUACUGAAUAGGAGGUUGAACGCUCU
Sphaeroforma arctica JP610 is the source of this 2145-nucleotide messenger RNA. RefSeq lists its product as hypothetical. Bases 88 to 1116 code for a protein of 342 amino acids. The transcript has a single exon. NCBI's taxonomy places the organism in Eukaryota, Ichthyosporea, Ichthyophonida. The record is from RefSeq and is a predicted model, not a curated record.